AUGCAUAGCUCCCGGCAUCGCUCCGCACAGACAUUUGCGGACGCCGAACUACAGCGAGCUAUCCAACUCUCUUUACAAGAAGUCGGUGCUGUAGGUGGUCAUUCACGACCAGGUUAUACCCCAUCUCAACCUACUGGAUACUCGGAGCCACCUCUUGUAGAUCGAACAAGACACCCUCAGUCGUCGAAGACUGAAGAAGAGGAUGACCCCGAUCUGAAAGCCGCUAUCGAAGCCAGUUUACGGGAAGCUAAUGCUCCGAAACCCAGCGCCCCACUGGCUAUAGAGACGCCCCGGAACGAGGAACCUUCCUUCUCUUAUUCUGGGUCUACUUUUUCACAAUCAUAUCCACCUGGCGUCUUGCCACCUCAUCCCGUGCUGCCUAAAGUACCUAACUACGACCUCGAGCCUUUAGAGGAGGAUGCCAUCUUAACAUUCAGCCAAACAGUCGAGCAAGUCCAAGCUCAAGGCCGUCGUGACAUGUCGCGAUACCCCGCGGUAAACGACCUGUAUGAUAAAGCAAAUAGUCUGCGACCGAAGCUGGCAUUGGGCCUGGAUGACGCUGGCAGGAAGCAAGAGGUCCUGUCUGAAAUGCAUGAUAAAUUGUCUCAGGCUGUUAAACUGUACGACCAGCUACUUUCAGCUCAAGUCGCACAACCCCGUUGGAGGUCUCCCCAAGCUUCAGCUGCACCCUACCAGCAGCCAACUUACACCGGACAUACUGCUCAACCCAAUGGCCAGCAAUCACAAUGGGCUCCAAAUGGUUAUCAAGAGCACGCACCUCCGCGCGACAUGAGCACACCUACGCCCCACUCUCAGCCAUGGUAUAACAAGGCACAGCAGAGUCAAUACCCGCAACACACGACUCAAUAUGUCUCCCAACCGCAAUAUGCUCAGUAUCCCAUCGAUUCGCAAUCGCCUCCCUUGACAUCUCAGUCAUACACGCCUACACCAGUCCCACAUUCUUCGCAGUCUCCACAACCAUCAACAUCGCAUUCUCCUUCACUCUCGAGACAGAACACAUUCUCAUACUCUUCCCACCACGCCCCUUCACUGUCAUCGUCACCCAGUCUCUCCCGUAGCCAUACAAUCUCCCACCCACCUACCCAAGGAGCUCAGCCUCACCAGGCCUCUCCACCCCAAAUACAGCAACCUCCGGUCCAACAGUACAUCAACCAACAACCAGCUCAGUCACAGUCACAACAUGUUUAUUCACAGCCCUCACCUCCUCAGACCCAAUCGCAAUAUCAAUCAACUCCACCACAAUCACAAUCAUAUCAGCCGCCUGUACAACCUCAAUACCAGCCUCAACCUCAGAAACAACCUCAAUAUCUUCCUUCGUCGCCAGCACCGCCUAUCGUGGCUUCACUCGCGCAAUUCCCUGUUGCGCCGACCUCCGCACCGCAGACCUUCUCCAUGUAUGGUCCGACGGCCGGUCUUCCCAGUAGUAUAGCGCAGACUGAAGAAAGGAAAGAAGCUUUAUUAAUUGAUUUGUAG
Messenger RNA from Marasmius oreades (fairy-ring Marasmius), 1494 nucleotides. RefSeq lists its product as uncharacterized. The record is from RefSeq and is a predicted model, not a curated record. Bases 1 to 1494 code for a protein of 497 amino acids. Lineage: Eukaryota; Fungi; Basidiomycota; Agaricomycetes; Agaricales; Marasmiaceae. The transcript has 2 exons.